CGAUUUCGAUUGGUCACUUCUUACUGCUUACUGCCAUUGUAAACUAGGCUUGUGUAGCAAGCGCUUCGAUUUCGCGGGCAAGAUAAAUGUGUGAGGAACAAUGGCUACUACUACACGAGUGGAGGAGUUGAUUAACUAUUUUAAGUCACAUAACAAAAUCCGGGAACAGCAGAGUCACUCGGCGAAGGUGCACAGUGUGGGAUGGAGUUGCGACGGCAAAUAUCUAGCCUCGGGUUCAUUUGAUAAAUCCGUUUGUAUAUUCUCACUCGGGCCCGAUCGUUUGAAGCAGGAGACAACUUUUAGAGGGCAUGGUGGUAGCGUGGACCAAUUGUGUUGGCAUGCAUUUUACCCAGAAUUAUUGUCAACAGCGAGUGGAGACAAAACAGUUCGCAUCUGGGACACGAGAACGCAGAAGUGUACGGCGAACAUCAGCACCAGAGGAGAAAAUAUCAAUAUAUCAUGGUCACCAGAUGGUAACACAAUUGCAGUCGGAAACAAAGAGGAUCUCGUUACCUUCAUUGAUGCCCGGGUGAUGAAGAUACGCGCCGAGGAGCAGUUCAACUUUGAAGUGAAUGAGAUCUCGUGGAACAAAGACUCGGACACCUUCUAUUUGACAAACGGUCAGGGUUGUGUGCAUAUACUCAGUUAUCCGGAGCUUGAACUGUUGCACGUCAUUAAGGCGCAUCCUGGCACGUGUAUCUGUAUCGAGUUCGACCCAACCGGCCAGUACUUCGCCACCGGGUCUGCAGAUGCACUAGUCUCCCUGUGGGACGCUGAUGAAUUGUGCUGCUUAAGGACUUUCUCGCGGCUAGAAUGGCCAGUACGAACGAUUUCCUUUUCGUACGAUGGCCAGUUGCUAGCGGCAGCGUCCGAGGAUUUAGUGAUUGACAUCGGCGAGGUGCAGACCGGUGAGAAGAUCGCCGAUGUUCCUGUGGAAGCGGCAACGUUCACUGUUGCUUGGCAUCCGAAACAGUAUCUUUUGGCUUAUGCGUGUGACGAUAAAGACACUUAUGACAGAAAACGUGACGCUGGCAGUUUGAAAGUAUUCGGCUUCUCCAAUGAUUAAUUUUUUUUUAUUGGACUCGCAUUGUCUUCAAAAUUCUAUAAGUAUAUAUUUUGUUUACUUAGUGAUUUUCACUUAAUGAUAUUACUUAUAAUGUAUUUAUCAUAAUUGACGAAUUGCUACGAAAGACAUCUAUAAGAUACUGUAAGACAUCUAGAAAAAUUGUAUAAUUUCCGCGAAUAAACUCUCAAAGAAAGUGAGAAAUUCUACAUAAAUGCGAUUUAUGUGUAUAAAAUACAAGAUAUUUAUGUAAACACGAAUGUAGAAAUGUAAUAAAUUUAUAUAAAUGA
This is a messenger RNA of Ooceraea biroi (clonal raider ant), 1353 nucleotides long. It is a transcript of the gene tex, whose product is annotated as THO complex 3 homolog tex. Gene Ontology annotation, biological process: mRNA export from nucleus. Gene Ontology annotation, molecular function: protein binding. The record is from RefSeq and is a predicted model, not a curated record. NCBI's taxonomy places the organism in Eukaryota, Metazoa, Arthropoda, Insecta, Hymenoptera, Formicidae. Gene Ontology annotation, cellular component: THO complex part of transcription export complex.